AUGGUAACGAUUCUAAAUCGUAGAAGCAGAGUUUUCCUGAAGCUUGACAAUCUACAACCCGCUGGAUCAUUCAAAUCUCGUGGUAUCGGAAACUACAUUCUACGGCGAGUUGCUGAACUUCGGGGAUGUUCCAAAAUACACUUUUAUGCAGCAUCAGGAGGGAAUGCAGGCAUUGCCUGCGUCCAUGCAGCCAAAUUAAUAGGCUACCCCGCGACGGUGGUGAUUCCCACUACUGCGAAGCCUGCAAUGGUCUCAAAGUUGUGGGCCAUGGGGGCGACGGAAGUUAUCCAACAUGGCGCCAAUAUUGCAGAAGCCCAGGAAUAUAUCCAGAAGGUACUGUUGCCACAGGACCCUAAUGGAUGUUUCGUACCCCCCUUUGACCAUCCGGAUAUCUGGGACGGCAAUGCGACAACUAUGGAGGAAAUCGCAGAGCAGCUUGGUGGAAAACCCGAUGUUGUAGUCUGCAGUGUUGGAGGUGGAGGCUUGUUGAAUGGAAUUAUGCAGGUGAUUGAUAAAAAGAACUGGAGUGACGAGGUACAAGUCCUGGCGAUGGAGACGGAGGGUGCGGACUCGUUGAAUCGAUCUCUCCAUGCGGGGCAGAUCAUAACGCUUCCACGAAUCACAUCUCAGGCCACGAGCCUGGGGGUCGUUAGGGUCUCUCGGAAGGCUUUCGACUACGCUAAGCGCCCGAACGUUACGAGCAUUGUCCUCUCGGAUGCGGAAGCCGCACGAGGGUGUUGUCUAUUGGCGGAACACGAAAGGAUGAUGGUCGAGCUCACCGUCGGUGUCAACGUACCAGUCUGCUAUGGAGGCCUUUUGCAGAGGGUCUUAGGACCCAGAAAAGCUCUCGAUAGAUCGAGUAAAGUGGUGAUAGUCGUUUGCGGCGGAAACGACAUCGAUAUUGAGAUGCUCAUGGACUGGCGCCGUGAGAUGCUGGGCAAUGAGAACAUGCAGGAAAACACAAUAACUGCAGCACGAAAGUCGGGACCACUCAGGGUGGCAGUGAAUUAA
Molecule: messenger RNA, 1011 nt
Organism: Rhinocladiella mackenziei CBS 650.93
Lineage: Eukaryota; Fungi; Ascomycota; Eurotiomycetes; Chaetothyriales; Herpotrichiellaceae
Exons: 1
Coding region: 1-1011 (336 amino acids)
Biological process (GO): L-threonine catabolic process; L-serine catabolic process
Molecular function (GO): threonine deaminase activity; L-serine ammonia-lyase activity
Source: RefSeq, a predicted model, not a curated record